Capronia coronata CBS 617.96 is the source of this 936-nucleotide messenger RNA. RefSeq lists its product as uncharacterized. Lineage: Eukaryota; Fungi; Ascomycota; Eurotiomycetes; Chaetothyriales; Herpotrichiellaceae. Bases 1 to 936 code for a protein of 311 amino acids. Gene Ontology annotation, cellular component: ribosome; mitochondrial small ribosomal subunit. Gene Ontology annotation, biological process: translation. The transcript has 2 exons. Gene Ontology annotation, molecular function: structural constituent of ribosome; RNA binding. The record is from RefSeq and is a predicted model, not a curated record.
AUGUCACCGCCUACGGUGCGAGCGUUUCCAUCUGCCAUCUCCUGGACGUGUCGUCAAUGUCGCAUCAACAGCGUCCAGUUGCAAGCUCGCCAAACAUCUCUUCGAACAGUGGUGCCCCGGCAGAACUUUUCUACGACCAAAUCACCUCAAGCGGAUGUUCAAAUCCGCGCCGCACCCGAGCUAGAUCUCAAAGAUCCCAAUGCUAUCCCAGCCCGAAUCAUCCCAGCAUCACCUUCAUACUUUACCGCCUCCCCUGUCUUCAAUGACCAUGUCCUGCUCCUGCAGUCUCUUGUCAAGAAGCAUGCGUCACUACCUCUAGCUCCUCCAAAUCAGACACCACGAGCGGUGUGGUUGAAGCUCACUCAAUAUCGCAGUACGAUCGGCGAAAAGAUUGCUGCUUCCAAAUACUCGAAGGUGCUGGAUCUUCUUACGCGAUUGAACAAGAUCCACCCGAGAGUUCGGCCUAGAGAGGUGAAGCAGGUGCUGGAUAGAUUUCGACGUCCAGGCUCGGAGGAGCUUCAGACGAGCAAAACAGGCAAGAUUGACGAAUAUGGACGGUCUAUUGGCGUGGGGCGAAGGAAGGAAGCUACGGCAAAGGUGUACCUUGUCGAGGGCACAGGCGAAGUCCUGGUCAAUGGGCGGAGCAUUGUGCAAAUGUUCCCUCGCAUACACGACAGGGAGAGCGCGCUGUGGUCGCUGAAAAUCACCGAGAGAUUGAACAAGUACAAUGUUUUUGCGCUCGUCUCAGGAGGCGGAGUUACGGGCCAGGCAGAGUCGAUCACUUUGGCACUGGCCAAGGCCCUGCUGAUACACGAACCGGCUCUCAAACCGGCUCUUCGACGAGCUGGCUGUAUCACGUCCGAUCUGAGACGUGUCGAACGGAAGAAGCCAGGCCGACUAAAGGCUCGAAAGAGGCCGACUUGGGUCAAACGGUGA